Messenger RNA from Momordica charantia (bitter melon), 1506 nucleotides. RefSeq names its product GDSL esterase/lipase At1g54790. Gene Ontology annotation, molecular function: hydrolase activity, acting on ester bonds. NCBI's taxonomy places the organism in Eukaryota, Viridiplantae, Streptophyta, Magnoliopsida, Cucurbitales, Cucurbitaceae. The record is from RefSeq and is a predicted model, not a curated record.
AUAUUAGGACUGAAACUUAAAAAUCUUCUUAUUCUCUGCAAAAUUUGGGAGUUUGUGUGUGGAUUUGGGCGAAGAGAAACCUUUGCUUUGACCUUUCAUCUUGCCUUCCCUUAAAUUAAACCCUAACCUCUUUCUCCGCCGAUAAAAACCCGCCGGAAAAACGAUCUUUCAUCAUCGGAAAAAAUUAAGUCAAUCGAUCGGCUAUGGCGAGUUUUACCAAAUUCUGCGCGAUGAUUCCGCUGAUGCUCGUAAUGUGUUCGACGAUUUUCCGCUGUGGAACAGGUUCCGCCGUGUCUGAUUAUCCGGCGGCGUUCAACUUCGGCGAUUCGAACUCCGACACCGGCGAGCUCGUCGCCGGCGAGGGAUUCAGCCUGGAUUUGCCUUAUGGACAGAGUUAUUUCAAGACUCCUUCGUCUGGAAGGUUCUGCAAUGGCCGCCUCAUCGUUGAUUUUCUAAUGGAUGCCAUGGAUUUGCCUUAUCUGAACGCGUAUCUCGAUUCCAUUGGGGUGCCGAAUUUCCGGAAGGGUUGCAAUUUUGCGGCUGCCGGCUCCACUGUCCUUCCCGCCACUGCUACAUCUGUUAGCCCUUUUUCGUUUGGGGUUCAGGUGAAUCAAUUUCUCCAUUUCAAAGCUAGGGUUCUUGAGCUUCGAGCAGCCAAAGGUGCUAAGAAACUUGACAAGUACCUACCAGCCGAAGAUUUCUUCCAGAAGGGGCUUUAUAUGUUUGAUAUUGGGCAGAAUGACCUUGCUGGUGCAUUUUACUCCAAAACUCUCGACCAAAUUCUUGCCUCUAUACCUUCCAUUUUGGUUGAAUUUGAGAGUGGAGUUCAGAGACUGUACGACCAAGGUGCCAGGAUUUUUUGGAUUCACAACACAGGUCCUCUAGGAUGCUUGGCUCAGAAUGUUGCUAAAUUUGGAACUGACCCAUCAAAGCUUGAUGAAUUUGGAUGCGUCAGUUCACACAACCAAGCCGCCAAACUCUUCAAUUUACAGCUUCAUGCUCUCUGUAAAAAACUGCAGGGCCAAUAUGCAGAUGGGAACAUCACGUACGUCGAUAUCUACACGAUAAAAUCGAACCUCAUCGCCAAUUAUUCACGACUCGGUUUUGAACAGCCUAUUAUGGCUUGCUGUGGCAAUGGAGGUCCACCGCUCAACUACGACAGUCGAAUCGUCUGCGGGCAAACGAAGACGUUGAACGGGACGGUGGUCACAGCAAAAGGGUGCGAUGAUAGCUCGGAGUACAUCAAUUGGGACGGAAUUCAUUAUACAGAGGCUGCAAAUCAGUAUGUGUCAUCACAAAUACUCACUGGAAAGUAUUCUGAUCCACCCUUCUCAGACAAAAUGCCUUUCCUUCUGAAGCUCAAGUUCUAGUUUGGCUUGGAUUUGAUUAGAUAAUUGAUUUAUAUAAUGUCUAAAUUUAAAGCAUUCAUUUGGGAUUUGAGACUUAACAAUGGAUGAAUUUAUGUUUAGACAUGGAAUCAAAUAAUUAAUUCUCUCAUUCAUUUUA